Messenger RNA from Oncorhynchus keta (chum salmon), 2243 nucleotides. RefSeq names its product polyadenylate-binding protein 1A-like. Bases 543 to 2243 code for a protein of 566 amino acids. NCBI's taxonomy places the organism in Eukaryota, Metazoa, Chordata, Actinopteri, Salmoniformes, Salmonidae. Gene Ontology annotation, molecular function: mRNA 3'-UTR binding; poly(U) RNA binding; poly(A) binding. Gene Ontology annotation, cellular component: ribonucleoprotein complex; cytosol; nucleus. The record is from RefSeq and is a predicted model, not a curated record. The transcript has 12 exons.
UGUGACGUAUGUAAGGGUAUAAGUUAGACCAUAUUUCAUAUUUCCCUCCUCUAAACCCCGGGUGAUAGUGCUGUGUGAACGCCAGCCCUUCCUCGCCACUUAUUCCAAGAAAAAAUAUAUAUCUAAAAAAAUAUUUUUUUUUUUUCACCUUAAAAACAUAUAUUUUAACCAACUCGUUGAAGCAGGAGUUGAUAUUCGAACUGAAGUGGAACGACGAGAAUGUUACGCUGCGUUUCUCUGGUUACUGUUACCAUCUGCAACGGGAAAAGCCAGCAAGGACAUGUUGAUUUCAAGCUCUAUUUUGUCAAUUAUAUAGACAUUUUAAGCAACAUAUACGUAACGAACUGGUCGUAUUUUAAACGUUUCAAAUAUUUAUCUUCUAAAUGUAAACUUCAUUAGAACUUGUCAAGCUUGUUAAACUUUGCUAGCCAGCUGGUUUAGAUUCAACCAUCGAGUUAGCGUAACCAGACCCUUUUUAAAUUACGAACAAUUCCGUCUGAAAGGUAACAUUUUUUUUUUGUCUGUCGGAUUUCGUUACGAAAAUGAACCCCGGUGCUCCUACUUACCCCAUGGCAUCCCUGUAUGUCGGUGAUCUUCAUCAAGAUGUGACCGAAGCUUUGCUAUACGAGAAAUUCAGUCCCGCCGGGGCCAUCCUUUCCAUCCGGGUCUGCAGGGAUAUGAUCACCCGUCGUUCCCUCGGGUACGCCUAUGUCAACUUCCAACAGCCAGCUGAUGCUGAGAGGGCUCUAGACACCAUGAACUUUGACGUGAUCAAGGGUCGUCCUGUCCGCAUCAUGUGGUCUCAGCGUGACCCAUCCCUGAGGAAGAGCGGGGUGGGCAACAUCUUCAUCAAGAACCUAGACAAAUCUAUUGACAACAAGGCCCUCUAUGACACAUUUUCUGCCUUCGGCAACAUCCUGUCCUGCAAGGUGGUUUGUGAUGAGAAUGGCUCAAAGGGCUAUGGCUUUGUGCAUUUUGAGACCCAGGAGGCUGCUGAAAGAGCCAUUGAGAAAAUGAACGGCAUGCUGCUCAAUGACAGGAAAGUGUUUGUGGGACGAUUCAAAUCUCGCAAAGAACGUGAGGCUGAGCUUGGUGCCCGGGCCAAAGAGUUCACCAACGUUUACAUCAAGAACUUUGGUGAAGAUAUGGAUGAUGAGAAACUGAGGGAGGUCUUCAGCAAGUAUGCCGAGUAUGGCAGUGCCAUGAGUAUCCGCGUCAUGACUGAUGACAGUGGCAAAUCCAGAGGCUUUGGCUUUGUGAGCUUCGAGAGGCACGAGGACGCCCAAAAGGCUGUUGAUGAGAUGAAUGGGAAGGAGCUGAAUGGAAAGCUCAUCUACGUGGGCCGCGCCCAGAAGAAGGUGGAGCGUCAGACGGAGCUGAAACGCAAGUUUGAACAGAUGAAACAGGAUCGCAUGACGCGCUACCAGGGUGUCAAUCUCUAUGUGAAGAAUCUUGACGAUGGAAUUGAUGACGAGCGCCUGCGUAAAGAAUUCUCCCCAUUCGGCACCAUCACCAGUGCCAAGGUGAUGAUGGAGGGUGGUCGCAGCAAGGGCUUCGGCUUUGUGUGCUUCUCCUCCCCGGAGGAGGCCACCAAGGCCGUGACAGAGAUGAACGGGCGCAUCGUGGCCACUAAGCCUCUGUACGUGGCGCUGGCUCAGAGGAAAGAGGAGCGCCAGGCUCACCUCACCAACCAGUACAUGCAGAGGAUGGCCACCGUCCGGCCCGUACCCAACCCAGUCCUCAACCCCUACCAGCCUGCCCCUCCUUCUGGGUACUUCAUGGCUGCCAUCCCACAGGCUCAUAACAGAGCUGCUUACUACCCUGCCAACCAGAUAGCCCAGCUGAGACCCAGCCCUCGCUGGGCCACCCAGGGUGUGAGACCUCAACACUUCCAGAACAUGCCAGGCUCCAUACGUCCUUCCACACCCAGACAGCCCAGCUUCAGCCCUAUGAGGCCAACCAACCAGAUGCCUCGCAUGAUGUCUACGCGAAGCGUGGGCCCCCAGACCAUGGGACCCCGCGCCCCUUCGGCCACAGUGAGUGGAGCCCCGGUGCGUGGCGUGCCUCAGUAUAAGUACGCCACAGGAGUCCGCAACCCACAGAACCACAUUAACUCACAGCCCCAAGUCACUAUGCAGCAGCCUGCUGUCCAUGUGCAGGGCCAGGACCCUCUGACUGCCUCCAUGCUGGCCGCUGCACCACCCCAGGAACAGAAGCAGAUGUUAGGUGAGUGUAAACUCUAG